UAGACUGAAGAGCCCUCUAUUAUCAAAUUUCUGUUCUUCAUGUAGGUACUUCUAGACAGUGGUCAAAACACCUGUGAACCUUCUCUUCGAUAACAUAAAUAGAUUGAGCUUCUUCCUCACAUCUUUCACUAUACGGCAUGUUUCUCAAUAAUUAAUAAUUCUUAUGGCUAUUUUCUGAAUUCUCUCCAAUUUUUUGACAUCCUUCUUGAAAUGUGGACACCAGAACUAGACACGGUAUUUCAGUAGCAGUCACACCAGUGCCAAAUACAGAAAUAAUAACAACCUCCCUACUUCUACUCGACAUUCCUGUUUAUAAAUCCAAAGAUUACAAUAGCCCUUUUAGCUACAGCAUUUAACUGGAAGCUCACAUUCAGCAGAUUAUAUCCCCCAGUCUUUUCAGAAUCACUGCUUCCAAGUACUGAGUUCCCCAGCCUCAAAUAUGGCCUGCAUUCUUGGUUCCAAGAUGUAAGACUUUACAUUUGGCUGGUAUUGAAACACAUAUUGUUUGCUUGCACCCAACUUAUCAAGUUAUCCAGAUUGCUUAGUAUCUUCCUUAUUUACCACUGCACCAAUUUUUGAGUUAUCUGCCAAUCUGUUCAGUAAUGAUUUCUGUUUUUUCACAGGUUAUUGAUAAAACAUGUUAAAUAGCAUAGGGUAAAGAACUUAUUGCUGUGGGAUCCCAGUAGAAACAUACCCAACUCAAUGAUGAUUCUGUUUGCAAUUCCAUUUUAAGACCUAUCUGUCAAACAGUUUUUAAUCCAUUUAAUUCAGAUAACUCUCCUCAAUACGCACAUAGUCCCAAGGCUGGUGUGCACACUUAGCUUGCUAUGCUGCAGUUAGUUCUACAUUUGUAUGUGAAAACUGUCACAACACUAAGGCUAUGUCUACACUAGAGGCCUUACAACAGCACAGCUGUACCGAUGCAGCUGCGCUGCUGUAAGAUCUCUCUUGUAGCGGCUCUAUGCCAACGGGAGAGCUCUCUCCCGACGACAUAAUUAAAUUACCCCCCAAUAAGCAGCAGUAGCUAUGUCAGCAGGAGAAGCUUUCCUGCCGACAUAGAGUUGUGCACACUACCACUUAUGCUGGAGAAAUUUAUGUCACUCAGGGGUGUGUUUUUUCAGACCCCUGAGCAACAUAAGUUUUGCCGACAUAAGUGGCAGCGUAGACAUGGCAAUAACGUCCACAGAGUCUGAAGGGGGUUCCCCAGAUUUCCCAGCAGAGCCACAAGGGGGCAAAGCAAGUCAGGACUGGGGUGUCAGCCCUGCACAGGCAGAAUGCAUUAGAGCAGUGGUUCUCAACCUGUUCCAUACUGCGACAUCCCCCACUUUUCCAUUCCAGAACCACCUCAGAACACCCUAUCUGUCCAUGAUCUCCCUCUCUUCCACAACAGGUCAAGGGCUGAGUGGUCUCAAACCCAACAUGCAUCCGAUGAAGUGAGCUGUAGCUCACGAAAGCUUAUGCUCAAAUAAAUUUGUUAGUCUCUAAGGUGCCACAAAUACGCCUUUUCUUUUUGCGAAUACAGACUAACACGGCUGCUACUCUGAAUUCUGAUACAGUUUGCUUUCAAUAUAAAACAUUAAGAAAGCCCUCAGUGCUCCACUGCAUUUGCCUCUGCAGAGUUGACAUUAUGGUUGAAUUUAUGGGUUUGUUUUUUGUUUGGGGAGGUGCUCACUGAUUUGUUUCUUGUGAUCCCUUCAGAUGCACAAACGGAUCCAAAUCCCUUCAGUCCCACAGCAUCAUGCUUCUCUGGCUGACUGGUUGGUUUGGUUAUUAUUCUUUCUGUGAGGGAAAGAAAAGGAGAAGGAGGGGGGACACUGGAAGGAGGUGAGAGAAGAAGGGGGGACUAGGUUUUUAGAAGUCUCCAUAAUGUUUUCCUUUCAGGAAACACAUCCUGUUAACGUUUGACUGCGGUGGCAGUGGCUCUGUUUGUUGCAGUCGGCUACGCCCUGAGGCUCACCAAAAACAGCCACAAAAACAACCAUUUCCUCUCUGUUGAGAGACAGAGGGGGAGGAAAAAAACCCACUUCCUCACAGCAGAGUUUCUGCUCUCCAGCCCUCUUUCACUCGCUGCUCUGACAGUGUAAGAGAAACCGGAGAGGAGCAGAUUCCUCAGGAUACUCCAAACUUCCAGAGCACCUUUGGGAUGAAGACUUUCACUUCAAAUUUGGCUUGGAUUUAGAAUGAAGUUUCUCUCUGUUUGUGGGAUGUUCUGAGUUUUGUGGCUGAAAAGGCUUUCAGAGGUGCUACUUCAUGACUCUUAUGUGAGUCUCUUUCUCCUCUUGCAGCUGCAUUCUGAAGAGUUGAGGCAUUGUGUCUGCAAGCAUUUCAGUCUGUUUUCCCAGGAACAACCCAGGUUUUCCCACUUCAAGACUGGAUACUCUCUGGCUUUGCCUUGUCCCAGAAGGAAUGGACCUCCCUGUUCUUCAGUUCAUCACCAGACUGGCUUUGCUCAUCCAGGUACAGGAAGGUGGAUAAGGCACAGCUUGGAAGGACAGAGACCUGCAAACUCUUCUUUGCACUUGUAUUUUAUGGAAUUCUUCUACCUACCUGACUGUGUUCUUAUCUGCUUGGUCAGAAACACCUUAGGAGUCGACUUUGAGAAUGAACGGUGAUGUUCUCUAGCCCCCCAUAACAUCCUACUGCAGCUGCCUCCUAUUUCAAGUCCUACUUCAAUGUGCUGCAGCUCAUCAGGACCUUGGAUCUUCUGCAAAUAGAGACUGGCAGCAGUCAACAGUCAGAUAUGACUGUCCAGAAACUGGUAGCCACAGCUGUGUUGGUAGCCCUGGUCUCACUUAUUCUUAACAAUGCAGCUGCCUUUACUCCCAAUUGGGUAUACCAGACCCUGGAGGAUGGGCGUAAGCGCAGUGUGGGGCUGUGGAAGAUGUGCUGGCUGGCAGAGAAGGGGAGAGGAGGUGCAGGCACGGGCACCAGACAUGGGCAAGGGGAGGAGCGAGAGUGUGAAUCCCUGGGCUGGGGUUCAGAGUCAGCCGGGUUCCAGGAAUCUCGUAGCACUGUCAAACUGCAGUUUGACAUGAUGAGGGCCUGUAACCUAAUCGCUACCGUCGCCUUGACUGCUGGUCAGCUCAUUUUCGUCUUGGGCCUAGUAGAACUGCCUAUUAUUUCACAGGAUAUCCAGUGGUGGGAGGAAGCCAUAGCUGCCGUGUUCCAGCUUGCCAUUACAGAUAAGAGGUUUGUACAGUAUCCCAGAAGGAGCAGGAGUAACCAUUACAGGCCCAGAGCUCGGCACGAGUCCUGCAGCACUUUGACACUGCAAAGGACUUGGGACCUGGAGUGGCCCUUGACAAGCCAGUUGUUGAGGUACGCAUAGACCUGGAUACUCCGACAUCUAGGGUAAGCAGCCACCACUGACAUGCAUUUGGUGAACACCCUUGGUGCUGCUGCAAGGCCAAAGGAGAGUACCACAAACUGGUAGUGAGUAGUCCCCACCUGGAAACACAGAAAAUGUCUGUGCCCUUGGAAUAUUGAUAUAUGAAAAUAGGCAUCCUUCAAAUCGAGGGUGGCAUACCAGUCUCCCAGAUCCAGGGAAGGGAUAAUGGAGGCCAGGGAGACCGUGUGAACCUUCAACUUCCUGAGAUAUUUGUUGAGGUCCCACAGGUCCAGAAUGGGGAGGAUACCGCCUUUGACCUUUGGAAUGAGAAAACACCGGGAAUAGAACCUUUUCCCCUUCGAUGAGCAGGGACUUCCUCCACAGCCCCAACUUGUAGAAGGGCCUGUACCUCCUGUUCGAGCAGCUUCUUGUGAGAAGGGUUCCUCAAGAGGGAUGGGGAAGGGGGCUGGGAAGGAAGGGUAGAAAUAAAUGCAGGGUGUACCCCACUGCCACAUUGCUGAGGACCCACUGGUCCGUAGUUAUUGCGGCCUAAGCAGGAAGGAAAAAAGAAAGCUGGUUGGCAAAACAAAGAGGGGGAGGAUCCAGUUUGCAGACUGGGAUGUUACCCUCGGGCACAUCCUCAAAAUGCCCACUUGUUCCCUCGAGGGAAAUGGGACAAACCCGACUGCGAGGCUGAGCCCGACUAGUGGCCCUGGCAGAGCUUGUAGUCCUUGCCCUUCUUAUGAUAGGGCUCUGUGAUGGGGUGUACAAACCCCACACUGAGCAACAAGGGCUUAAGGGCUCAUUUUGGGCUCAGCCAGCCCCACCCCACCACACCUGCAGCAAAUGCUCCAUCUGCUAGAGGAAUUAAAAGGCAGCGAAUUAGCUCAAUUGGUGAGCAGCGCUGAAGGUAAGCAGACCUGGAGCACACGGAUCCAGCAGAGCAGAGCAGAGCAGAGCAGAGCAGAGCAGAGCAGAGCAGAGCAGAGCAGAGCAGAGCGAAACCUAAAGGCUUUGAUGCAGCUGCCCAAAGGGGCCCUCCAGGAGGAAAGGGAGGACCCUCCACAGAGACAAGCUGAGAGGGAAGUAUCCUGUGGCCCUGGACAGUGGCGAUCUCCUCUGGCUUCCUUGGGUUUUGGAUUUUCCCAUCAGGUGAAGGCCUUCAACUGAGGUGACCCCAGAGGGAGAGAUGAGAGGAAGAGCCCAGGGAGGACAACCUUAAGUAGUCUUGGUUCCCAGGUUACUGGUAGCUAAAAGGGCCCUGGGUUGGAGCCCGGUGGAGUGGGAGGGCCCAGGCUCCCUGUGACAUUAUUGACAUAAACUGUGACCAUAUAGAUCAUUGUUGCAAUGACUGUUAUAUAUUUGCAGCAAAUAUUGUACAAAGGUUAUCGUGAGAGGUGUCUAUAAAAAGGUUAGGAUUUUCUGGUUAUGAUUAUGCUAUCUGUAUGCAUGUAUAAUUUUUGUAGCUGAAAUUAUGAAUAUUGGCUAUGUAAUUGUAUCUCAAUGUGUUUGAUUCUAAGUAGCAUUAGUGAAGCAUUUGGUUAGCUUCUUGAGAAAGGAAUUUGCAGAUUAAGUGCCCAAUCAAGAAACACUUAACUGACAAUGGACCUUGGGAGACUCCAAUCCACAAAUGAGAAGUCUUCCUGGGACGUUCAAGGUAGCAAGUGAGCAAACUGAGUCAUGCAUGGACAUGUGACUUGCUCAGGUGGCUACAAACUCCAUCUUGUUGCUGUGAUUUUGCAUAGGAGAAUAAAGGGGUUUCCGCCCACAAGAGAAAGAAUAUAAAAGGCCCUGGAAACCCCUCCAUUUUGUCUUCAAUCCUGCUUCUUACCUCUGGAGGGACUUUGCUACACUGAAGCUCUGAACAAAGGACUGAAUGACCCAUCCAAGCUGUGGAUGUACUCCAGAGACUUGAUUUGAACCUGCAGUUUAUUCUAUCACUGCUGCAAGCCUGAACCAAGAACUUUGCCAUUACUGUAUGUAUUUGAUUCCAUUUAACCAAUUUUCGCUCUCAUCUAUAUUUCUUUCUUUUUAUGAAUAAACCUUUAGAUUUUAGAUUCUAAAGGACUGGUAACAGCGUGAUAUGUAGGUAAGAUCUGAUUUGUAUAUUGACCUGGGUCUGGGGCUUGGUCCUUUGGGAUUGGGAGAACCUUUUUUUCUCUUACUGGGGUAUUGGUUUUCAUAACCCAUAAGAAGUGGCUGCUGGUGGUGAUACUGGGAAACUGGAGUGUUUAAGGGAAUUGCUUGUGUGACUUAUGGUUAGCCAGUGGGGUAAAACCAAAGUCCUCUCUGUUUGGCUGGUUUGGUGUGCCUUAAUAGUAAACGAACUCCGUCUUUGGGCUGUAACUAACCUGCUCUAAGCAAUUUGACCUGAAUUGAUACUCUCAGUUAUGUCCCACCAAAGACAGCAUCAUUACACUCCCCUCCCCACAACCCCCUUGGCAGUCCGGAGUUGUGGCCGUGACCACUAGGCCACAAUUCCCAACCAGACCCUGAGAGGAGACCAUUACAACUAGUGGAGAACGCUGGCAUUCAAUCCCACCCCUGAGAGAAGGGGAGAUUGACUGACCUAGGUGGCCAAACAGCCUGGUUUAGAACAACAUGGCCUCGUCAGCCAGCAAUGAUGGAGUUGGAACAAUUGUUGAAAUGGACGACCGAGAACCAGCAGCAGCAGGUGGCACAGCAGCAGCAACUCCUGCAGCAAAUGGCCGCUCAGCAGCAGCAACUGGUUUGGGACUUAGGGGCCCAACAACAGGAACAACAGCAAAGGUUAGUUCAACAAGUUCUGGCAUUGAUGCAGUCCCAGGGGUCCCCCGGAGCUUCCCCAUCAGGGGGCCUGGGCCCAAGCCCAUGAGCCCCGCUAGUACCUGUGAAGCUCACAAAGAUGGGCCCUGAGGAUGACCCCAAGGCUUUUCUGACAACAUUUGAGCAGGUGGCUAUGGCUGCCCAAUGAUCCCCUGACCAGUGGGCCAUCCUGCUGGCACCUUACUUAACGGGACCAGUGCAGGCCAUAUACCGGGGACUGGAUGCAGAGAGCGCCCAAGACUGACCUCAGGUCAGAGCGGCCAUCUUGGACUACCUCGACAUUACUUAGGAGACCUUCUUCCAGAGGUUCUGGGAGGAAAGGGACCCUCCAGGGGCCUGACCCCGGAUUGUCAACCAGAAACUGCGAGACCUAUGUUGGAGAUGGCUAAAGCCCGGAGGGCAGACCAGAGUAGAGGUGGCUGAAAUCAUCCUGGUGGAGCAGUUUGCCCAAAUCCUCCCGAAAGGGGGUAGGGACUGGGUACGCAGACAUCAAAAAGAGUCACUUACCAAUGCUGUGAGAUUGAUGGAAAACUAUCUGGCAGCUGAGACGGCUCUAACCCCCACUUCUGAGCCAUGGCUUGACACCAGAGGGGCCCCUUGACAGAAGGGGGAAGCCAGCCAGGGGAGACAGAAACUAGACAGGGUGCUGCACAAGGCCCCCACUUAUCAGCGGUCCAGCCAGCCCUUUAGCCCAGGGCUAGGAGCCCAAGAGAAGCCCCAGGCCCUCCAAUCCCAGCCCGAACAUAAAAUCUGGGGUCCUCAAGCAAUUGCUCUGCCCAGAAGCAAGGAAGAACGAGGGGGCCAAGCACCUGGGGGAAGACAUUUCCCGAGGCCUGGGUCCCAACCAGCAGUCUCGGGGCUAACCAUGGGAGCCUGUUUCUCCUGUGGGCAUCCGGUCCACCAUUAUCAGGAAUGCCCCUAUAUGGAGUGCAGCUAUGGGCAAGUAUGGAUGGUAGAAAGCCGUGCCUGGAAGUGCACCCCAGCAAAAUUAACAGUUCCUGUACAAAUAAAUGGAACUGAGGUAAUAGGUUUAGUAGACUUUGGGUGUGGGCAAACCCUGGUCUGGGACAACCUGGUCCCCAACCCUGAAGCCCCCAGAGAGACCAUCUUCCUGCAGUGCAUUCACAGGGAUAUUAAACCCUAUCCCAUUGCCCGGGUAGAGGUCAUCACAGGGGACAACACGAGGCCCCUCGUAACAGGGCUAGCCCCAACCCUAGCCUACCCUGUUAUCUUGGGUCAGUACUGGGAACACUUUUCAGACCCAUUGAGGGGAUGUAGACCUGUUCCCGGGAGCCCGGAUGAAGCAUCUGAAGGAACCAGGGCAGGCAGGGAACCCCAGUCCGUGACCCUGGCGGGAGUAGAUGAGGAGCAGGACCCCGAGGAGGGGGUUUCCCACCAAGAGGGAGUGCUGCCGGAAGAUCCACCCAAUCAGGAGACGUUACCAACUCCACUCCUGGAAAGGGAGUUACUGACCCGAGAGACGGAUUUUGUGAAGGACCAGAGGGAGGGUGAGACUUUGACCCAUGUUUGUGAACAACUCCCAGUGAUUAAUGGUGAGGUCGUAGAUCCCCACCGGGAUGCACAGUACCCCCACUUUGAGCUCCAAAAGGAACGAUUAUAUCGGCUGGAAAAAGGACCACUGGACAGAGGAAAUCCAUUCACAACUCCUUGUCCCUCGGCCACACUGGCGAGAAGUCAUGCGAUUGGCCCAUGCCAUCCCCUCCGCAGGCCACCUUGGACAGGAGAAAACUCUGGCACGAUCUUAGACCGCUUCUCCUGGCCUGGCGUACAUCAAGAAGUUAAACUUCUGUGACUCCUGCCUGGAAUGCUAGCAAGUCAGGCCAAAAGGUGGAUGAAAGCCCUCCUCAUCCCUCUCCCUGUCAUCAGUGUCCCCUUCGAACGAACUGGGAUAGACCUUGUCGACCCCCUGGAAAAGAGUGCCAAUGGAUACAAACACCUAUUGGUGAUAGUUGAUUAUGCGACUCAUUAUCUGGAGGAAAUCCCACUCUGUAACACCAAUGCUGUCAUAAACAUACAGAUAAGGGUAGCAUAAAAUCUCUCCUGGGCAGUUGUACUGAAUCUUUACCUGUAAGGGGUUAAGAAGCUCAAAUAAUCUGGUUGGCAACUGACCAAAAGGACCAAUAAGGAAAGAAGAUACUUUCAGAUCUGGUCAGAUGUACGGGAGGUUUUGUUUGUGCUCUCUUUGUUUGUUCCCUCUCCGGACUGAGAGAGAGACCAGGCAGAUACAACAUCUCCUGAAAACAUAUCUGAAAUAAUCCAUCUAAGGUUACAAACAUUGUAAGUAAGGCAAGGAAAUGCGUUAGAUUAUUUUUUGUUUUAGCUUGUGAAUUUUCCCUAUGCUAAGAGGUAGUUUUAUUCCUGUUUUUGUAACUGUGAAGCUGAGUCCAGAGGGGAGUCCUCUGCGUUUUAAAUCUUUUUAUUACCUUGUAAAGUUACCUUCCAUCCUUAUUUUGCAGGUGUGAUUCUUUUACUUUUUUCUUUAUAAUAAAGUUCUUCUUUUAAGAACCUGAUUGAUUUUAGUGUCCUAAAGAUAAAAGGUCUGGUCUAUACUUACAUUAAAGGCAAUUAGUUGGUAUAUUAUUCUCAAGCUUCCCCAGAAAAGGGGGUGAAGGGGCUUGGGGGGAUAUUUUGGGGGAAUAGGGAUUCCAAGUGAUACGUCCCUGAAUUUUUGUUUAAAUCACUUGGUGGUGGCAGCAAUACCAUCCAA
Molecule: messenger RNA, 8861 nt
Organism: Chelonia mydas (Green sea turtle)
Lineage: Eukaryota; Metazoa; Chordata; Testudines; Cheloniidae
Gene: TMEM204
Product: transmembrane protein 204
Exons: 4
Coding region: 2741-3328 (195 amino acids)
Source: RefSeq, a predicted model, not a curated record